CAGUCUCUUUCAGCUCCACCCUACUCUUACAUCCGGGCGAUUGCCACUGUGGGGCUAGUCACUCUGGGGUGGAGUGGAGGUCAGCAAAAAGCGAGGUGAGACGGCUUUGGCCUUAGCGUCGAAAGUUAAGACCUGUAUAUUUAGUGAAUGAUGAAAACACAGACGGGAUAAAAAAUAACCUACAACGCUCGAUCAAGCAUCAAGUUGACGGACGGUGGCGCCACCUUGCCAGACACUCUGCUCCGCCCCUUAGCCCUCAUUGGUCAAAACAGCUGCCCGGCAACCCUGAGAUUGGUUAGACCAGCGGCCCGCUGCGUCCAAUGGGCGGCGGAGCCGGCUUUCCCGCGGACAUUCGCUAUUCGAGUGAGCCGUGGCGGCGGCGGCGGCGGUUGAGGAGUGUAACGGUCGCCUGACUCCGGCGCGACGAUGGCGGCCUUGGGGCCUGGAGGUUACGCACGGAACGAUGUAGUCGAGAAGCUGCCAUCCGUCAUGGCGGGAGUUCCGGCGCGGAGGGCCCAGUCCUCCCCGCCCCCCGCUCCACCGGUCUGCCUCCGGCGGCGGACGCGACUCUUGGCGGCGCCCGAGGAUACGGUGCAGAACCGGGUAUCACUCGAGAAGGUGCUUGGCAUCACAGCCCAGAACAGCAGUGGCCUAACCUGUGACCCCAGCACGGGCAAUGUGGCCUACCUGGCAGGCUGUGUGGUGGUGAUUUUGAACCCCAAGGAGAACAAGCAGCAGCACAUUUUUAAUACUGCCAGGAAGUCUCUGAGUGCUCUGGCCUUCUCCCCUGAUGGGAAGUACAUAGUGACGGGGGAGAACGGGCACAGGCCUGCUGUGCGCAUCUGGGACGUGGAGGAGAAGAGUCAGGUGGCGGAGAUGCUGGGCCACAAGUACGGCGUGGCCUGCGUGGCCUUCUCCCCCAACAUGAAGCAUAUCGUGUCCAUGGGCUACCAGCAUGACAUGGUCCUCAACGUCUGGGACUGGAAGAAAGACAUCGUGGUCGCCUCCAACAAGGUAUCGUGCCGAGUCAUCGCCCUCUCCUUCUCAGAGGACAGCAGCUAUUUCGUCACUGUUGGGAAUCGGCACGUGAGGUUCUGGUUCUUGGAAGUCUCCACUGAAGCAAAGGUGACGGGCACGGUGCCCCUCGUCGGGCGCUCGGGCAUCCUGGGGGAGCUGCAUGACAACGUGUUCUGCGGUGUGGCCUGUGGCCGGGGCCAGAUGGCAGGCAGCACCUUCUGUGUGUCCUACUCGGGCCUCCUCUGCCAGUUCAACGAGAAGAGGGUGCUGGAGAAGUGGAUCAACCUGAAGGUCUCCCUGUCUUCCUGCCUCUGUGUCAGCCAGGACCUCAUCUUCUGUGGCUGCACAGAUGGGAUAGUCCGCAUCUUCCAAGCCCACAGCCUGCACUACCUCGCCAACCUGCCCAAGCCGCACUACCUCGGGGUGGAUGUGGCCCAGGGCCUGGAGCCCAGCUUCCUCUUCCGCAGGAAGGCAGAAGCCAUCUACCCGGAUACAGUGGCACUGACCUUCGACCCCGUCCACCAGUGGCUGUCCUGCGUCUAUAAGGACCACAGCAUCUACAUCUGGGAUGUCAGAGACAUCAACAAAGUAGGCAAGAUUUGGUCAGAGCUCUUUCACAGCUCCUACGUCUGGAACGUGGAGGUGUAUCCUGAGUUUGAAGAUCAGAGAGCUUGUCUGCCAUCAGGAUCUUUUCUGACUUGUUCCUCAGACAACACCAUCCGCUUCUGGAACAUGGAUCGCAGCCCCGACUCUCACUGGCAGAAGAACAUCUUCAGUAAUACCCUGCUGAAGGUCGUGUACGUGGAGAAUGACAUCCAGCACCUGCAGGACAUGUCACACUUCCCAGACCGAGGGAGUGAAAACGGGAUGCCUAUGGACAUGAAAGCUGGGGUGCGAGUCAUGCAGGUCAGUCCUGAUGGCCAACACUUGGCUUCAGGCGACCGAAGUGGAAAUCUGAGGAUCCACGAGCUGCAUUUCAUGGACGAGCUGGUCAAGGUGGAGGCCCAUGACGCAGAGGUGCUGUGCCUGGAGUACUCCAAGCCAGAGACCGGGCUGACCUUGCUGGCCUCGGCCAGUCGGGACCGACUGAUUCACGUGCUGAACGUGGAGAAGAACUACAACCUGGAGCAGACCCUGGACGACCACUCCUCCUCCAUCACGGCCAUCAAGUUUGCUGGCAACAGAGACAUCCAGAUGAUCAGCUGCGGGGCUGACAAGAGCAUCUACUUCCGCAGUGCCCAGCGGGCCUCAGAUGGACUACACUUUGUCCGUACCCACCAUGUGGCAGAGAAGACCACCCUGUAUGACAUGGACAUUGACAUCACCCAGAAGUACGUGGCCGUGGCCUGCCAGGACCGCAACGUAAGAGUCUACAACACAGUGAACGGGAAGCAGAAGAAGUGCUACAAGGGCUCCCAGGGGGACGAAGGGUCCCUGCUGAAGGUCCAUGUGGACCCAUCAGGCACCUUCCUGGCCACAAGCUGCUCUGACAAAAGCAUCUCAGUGAUUGAUUUUUACUCGGGCGAGUGCGUUGCCAAGAUGUUUGGCCACUCAGAAAUCGUCACUGGCAUGAAGUUCACCUACGAUUGUCGUCACUUGAUCACAGUAUCUGGAGACAGCUGCGUGUUCAUCUGGCACCUGGGCCCGGAGAUCACCAACUGCAUGAAGCAGCACUUGCUGGAGAUCAACCACCGGGAGCAGCAGCAGCAGCAGAGCACGAACGACGGGGAGUGGAGCAGCCACCCCAGGCAGGAGACAUAUGCAUCGAUGCCCAGCGAGAUUUGCUCCCUAAGCCCUGGAGAGCAGACAGAGGAUGAGCUGGAGGACGAGUGUGAACCUGAGGAGUUGCUAAAGACCCCAUCCAAAGAGAGCUUGGAUCCAGAUCCUCGGUGCCUGCUGACCAACGGCAAGCUGCCACUCUGGGCAAAGCGGCUGCUAGGAGAUGAUGACGUGGCAGACGGCUCGGCCUUCCGCACCAAGCGCAGCUACCAGCCACAUGGCCGCUGGGCGGAGCGGGCUGAUCAGGAGCCUCUCAAGACUAUCCUGGAUGCCCGGGACCUCGAUUGCUACUUCACCCCCAUGAAGCCCGAGAGCCUGGAGGACUUGGUUCUGGAUACGGUGGAGUCACAGAGACUGGCGGGCCUGCUGAACGAGUCAGAGAGUCCCCAGGAGGAUGGCUGCAGGCAUCCUUCCUCACCUCGCCUACAGGGGGAGUCUUCUGAGGCCAGCCAGCUCAUCAUCUACUCCCUGGAGGCGGAAAUGACAGUCACAGGGACAGACAGGAACUACUGUGCGGAGGAGGUAGAGAGGGCGCCCAGAGACCAGCAAGAUGACUCCUACCUCAGGGUCCCCUCCACCAGCUUUAAGGAUCAGAGCCCACCAGAGGACUCGGGGGAGCCGGAGGCCGACUUGGAGUGCAGCUUCACCACCGUCCAUUCCUCCCCUCCACGGCCAGACCCAGACCCUCAGUGUGACGUGCCAGUGCCCCCCACACCAGGAUGCCCAGGUACCGCAGAAGAGUUGUCCCGGCCUGAGGUGCCAGGCGUAUCCAGCAGCUCCCUGCCCCAAACCCCUGAGCAAGAGAAGUUCCUCCGACACCACUUUGAGACGCUCACUGACGCCCACCCUGAGGAGCUCUUCCACAGAUCCCUGAAAGACCUGAAGGCCUCCGAGUCCGAGGAUGACUUCUUCAAUCCCCGGCUGAGCAUCUCAGCCCAGUUCCUCUCACGCCUCCAGAAGACAUCCAGAUUCACCCACACUUUCCCCUCCCGGCUGCCCCUGCACCUCGUGAAGUCCCCGGAGGUCAAACUUAUGGACCUUGCGGGGAGCCAGCCCAGAGCAGAGCCCCUGAGAGCAGGUACUGGCUACACCUCCCCAGGCAGGACCAACGUUCUCUCCGGGGAGAAGGUUGAGGAUCCCCUCGAGACCCUGGAGGCCCAAUCGCCACUGACCCCCUACCUCACAGGCCUGGUGCCCUGUGUCCCCUCCUCAGUGCUGCCCACAGACAAGAAGCCUCCGACACCCACAGCCUUACCCACUCCAGGCCUGGUUCAGGGUGUCCCCACCCCUGCCACCCGCUCCUACAUGGAAGCCACUGCCAGUUCCCGUGCCAAGAUGUCACGCAGCAUCUCCCUUGAGGACAGUGAGGGCCCUGUCCUGGCUGAGCUGGCCAGGCCUCCCUGCAGGCCCUCAUCCCUGGGGGAACUGGCCUCACUAGGGCAGGAACUCCAGGCCAUCAGCACCACAGCGACACCCAGCUCUGGCAACAAGGGCCAAGAACCUGCCCUGCCCUCCCGGGGCAACCAUGAGGCCCGGGCCAGCCUGAAACUCACCCUGUCAAGCAUCUGUGACAGGCUCUUACUGCCCCCACCCCAGCUGGAGCCUCCCACCACAUGUGUCUGGUCCCAGGAGCCUGUGGCCACGCAGCCCAAUGUCACGGUCACAACAGCCAGCUUCCCAGCCCCCAGCCCCGUGGAUGUGAGCUCCCCAAGGCUCCACAACUCCACUUUUCUCCCAAGGUUCCUGGCCCCUGAGCCCCUCAAUACCCCUACCCAUCCCAAUAGCCCCCCGCUUCCAGAGGCCCGGCCUGAGGUCCCUGGCAGCAUCACCUCCCUCCUGGAGCCCGCCCCUGAUGCACUCAGUCUGGACCAGGGCUGUCCUGGACACUGUGGGGAACCCAGGGCACCAGCCGGGGUCCUGCCCCCAGAUCCCCUUGAGCUGAGCAACGUGGGGACUGUCGUGCACAGACUGCAGGCUGCCUUCCAAGAAGCCCUGGACCUUUACCACUUGAUGGUCUCCAGUGACGAGGUGAGCGCUGAGCGGCAGCAGGCAAGGACUGAGCUGGCCUCCACUUUCCUUUGGAUCCACAGCCAGUUAGAGGCCAACGACUGGCUGGUGGGGACUGACGUGGCCUCAGCCCAGGCCCUGCCCAGCCCGGGUACCCCCUCCCCACCCACACUGUGCCCCCUAGCCAGCCCAGAUUUGCGUGCCCUGCUGGAACACUACUCGGAGCUGCUGGUGCAGGCUGUGCGGAGGAAGGCACGGGGGGACUGAGGGCCUGCAGCCCCCUCCACCGCAGCCCUGCUGCUUCCGAAGAAAUAGGUGUCUUAAGCAAAUAAACUGACAGCUUGGAGGAGUGGUUCCUGGUGCCUGUCCUGGCGCAUCCACCAAGCCCUUCAGGUGGAUGCAGGGAGAGAGGGUAGAGAGCCUAGGGAACUCACAGAUGCCCCAGUGCCGGGCCCUGUUCCAGGACCCCGUUGUGGGGCACACAGGACUAUUUGGGAACUGCGGUAAUGGUCACCCAGCACCUGGCCCCCAAGUCUCCUGUCCCCACUGUGCUGCUGUGGAGUCACCUGUGGUCCUUGCCCAGUGGGGCUCAGCCAUACCCCAGGGAGGGGCCAGCCCUUCUUCCUUGCCCCCCGCUGAUCCCAAGAACCCACUGGAGCCGCUGUGAUGACCACGUGCCAGACCCGGGCCACCAGUACACAUGUUGCCAAAUGACUGGCUUAUGGCCCCUGGGCCUCUGCUGGAUCCUCUGAGGGCCAGGCUCUUGUUCCCAUUUGCAGCACAGGAAAUUGAGGAAAGACAGACAGGCUCACCCACUGGACAAUCCAGGCAGCACGCCCAGUGGCCAGGACCAAUCAUUCCUUCCCCAGCAGGACUAUGUCCAGCUUCAACAUCCCCUGAGCUCCCAGCACUGGUACCAGCCUCCCCAGGCAGCAGGCAUCUAGCCACAUGGCACAUCUACUAAGAAGGCCACCCUUGUGACCACAAAAGCCCUCACCAUCCCAAGUCUAUAAAAAGGAAGCCAGCAGGAGCAGGGCCCUCUGCUGAAGCUCAGUCCUACCAUGCGGAACCCCCGCUUGCCUCUCCAAUGUGAAGCUUUCUCCCCAUGUGAUCCACACAGAUUUUCAACACAAACCAGCGGUAAGGAGAUUCAUUAGUCC
This is a messenger RNA of Camelus dromedarius (Arabian camel), 5963 nucleotides long. RefSeq names its product WD repeat domain 62 (gene WDR62). Gene Ontology annotation, biological process: centriole replication. NCBI's taxonomy places the organism in Eukaryota, Metazoa, Chordata, Mammalia, Artiodactyla, Camelidae. The coding region runs from base 427 to 5070 and encodes 1547 amino acids. The transcript is spliced from 33 exons. The record is from RefSeq and is a predicted model, not a curated record. Gene Ontology annotation, cellular component: mitotic spindle. Gene Ontology annotation, molecular function: protein binding.